AUGGAGUCAUUCCUGAGGACCGCACUGAGACUCCAGCCGGGCAAAGUCGCCCGCUUCCUCGUCAAUGGCGCCGGCAUCUUCUGCGCUUCCACAUUGAUCUGGGAGCACCUGGUGACGAUCCAAUCCAGCGAAGGACCAUCGAUGUAUCCGACCUUCAACCCGCGAGGCGAUUGGCUUUUGAUUUCGCGACUGCAUAGCAAUGGGAAGGGAAUCCAGGUUGGCGAUGUUGUCCGGUUCAAUCACCCGACUUUUCUGGGUGUUCAUGGCGCAAAGAGGGUGAUUGGUAUGCCCGGGGACUUUGUUUGUCGCGAUCAGCCGUACAGUACUGAGGUUGGGAAACAACCAGAUAUGAUUCAGGUCCCUGAAGGCCAUGCAUUCCUUGUCGGCGAUAACCUCCCCUGGUCGCGAGAUUCGAGAAACUUUGGACCCGUACCGCUGGGUUUGAUCAAUGGCAAAAUUGUCGCACGAGUCUGGCCACCGUCAAAGAUGGAAUGGGUCAAGAAUACUAUGCAGCCGGCGCAACUAGACGAUCAGAUCUGA
Messenger RNA from Penicillium argentinense, 540 nucleotides. Its product is annotated as putative mitochondrial inner membrane protease subunit 1. NCBI's taxonomy places the organism in Eukaryota, Fungi, Ascomycota, Eurotiomycetes, Eurotiales, Aspergillaceae. The record is from RefSeq and is a predicted model, not a curated record. The transcript is spliced from 2 exons. Bases 1 to 540 code for a protein of 179 amino acids. Gene Ontology annotation, cellular component: membrane; mitochondrial inner membrane peptidase complex. Gene Ontology annotation, molecular function: serine-type endopeptidase activity.